AUGUCUGUUGUUGCUUCAGUCCAAAGCCACUCCGAGUUCCAAACUCUUAUCAACUCGGGCCAAGUUGUUAUAAUCGACUUUUGGGCUGAAUGGUGUGGUCCUUGCCGGUUCAUAAGCCCGGUGUUUGAAAAAUUGGCCUCCGACCAAGUGUUCAGUUCGAUCAAGUUUGUCAAAGUCAAUACGGAUGAACAGGUCGAUAUUGCGAGUGAGGUUGAAAUCAGGUCCUUGCCAACUUUCAUGGUUUUUCGGGGUGGCCAAAAGCUGGAUCAGCUUGUGGGUGCUAACCCCCCAGCCCUGGAGCAGCUUGUUCGGAAAUAUGCAUAA
Molecule: messenger RNA, 324 nt
Organism: Aspergillus nomiae NRRL 13137
Lineage: Eukaryota; Fungi; Ascomycota; Eurotiomycetes; Eurotiales; Aspergillaceae
Product: thioredoxin
Exons: 2
Coding region: 1-324 (107 amino acids)
Molecular function (GO): protein-disulfide reductase activity
Source: RefSeq, a predicted model, not a curated record